UCAUCACCAUUAUUUUUUCAUCAUCAUUCAAAUCCAAUCAUAAGUGAUUAUUACAAUGAUUAUAAUGAUCACUAUUGAUCCGAAACAAAGUUUCAUUGCUGCAGAACAAACAUGUAGCUAUCCAGGAUCACCAUUACAUUGUUCGGUUACAUUCACAAAUGAACGUCUAAAUGCUGGUACAAUUGUAACAUAUACAUGCGAUUAUGGCUAUGAAUUGCUUGGACCAUCAAGACGUGCAUGUAAUCAGAAUGGCACCUGGACACCAGAAGGCAUUCCAUUUUGUGUAAUUGACGUUGCCAUUGGUAAAGCUGCCAUGCAAUCAUCCACUGUUGGACAAGGUCAUGCACAAAAAGCUGUCGAUGGCAGUCCAAGUUCAUUUUUCAAUCCAUCCACAUGUACAAUGACCGAAGCAGAACGUACACCAUGGUUUUAUGUUAAUCUUUUGGAACCAGUUCUUGUACAAUUAGUACGUAUUGAUUUUGGUGCUUCAUGUUGUCAAGGACGUCCAGCAACAAUUACUGUACGUGUUGGUAAUAAUCGACCGGAUUUAGGUACAAAUCCAUUAUGUAGAAAAUUUACCGGUUUCAUUGAAGAAGGACGGCCAUUAUAUUUACCAUGUACACGUCCAAUGGCCGGUGCAUUCGUAUCGAUACAGUUGGAAUCGAAUGGAAAUAGUUCACCAUUAUCUAUUUGUGAAUUAUUUGUAUACACUGAUCAUGCUUUAUCCAUUGAACAAUGUCCAACAUUUCGAGAUCAACCAUUAGGCGGUACAUCCACCUAUGAUGGAAAAUGUUAUAUUUUUUACAAUGAACAUCCAUUGAAUUUUGAAAGUGCAAAAAAAUUCUGUGAAGUUCGUGGCGGUACAUUGGUGGAUGAAACAUCACCAGCAUUACAAGGUUUCCUUUCAUGGGAACUUUAUCGCCGUCAUCGUAAUGAUCCAAAUGGUCAAUAUUGGCUUGGUGCCAUACGUGAUCAACGUAAUCAACAGAAUUGGAAAUGGAUCAAUGGAAAAGAUGUAACGAUAUCAUUCUGGAAUCUACCGAUGACAAGAGAAAAUUGUUCAAGAUUUGAUGGUACAAAAGGAUGGCUUUGGUCCGAUACAAAUUGUCAGAUAAAAUUAAAUUAUAUGUGCCAACAUCGUCCAUUAAGUUGUGGUCGUCCGGAACGUCCACCAAAUUCAACCGUAUCAAUACGUUCAGUUGAUGUUGGUCAAACAAUUGAAUAUCAUUGUAAUGAAGGAUCAUUAUUAUUGGGACCAAAUAUACGUACAUGUAUGUCGAAUGGAUUCUUCAGUGAAUAUGCACCUAAAUGUAAAUAUAUUGAAUGUGGUCCACCACAAUCGAUUUCAAAUGGCAAUUAUAAUCUUAAUAAUAAAUCUCGUGCUUAUAUGUCAUCAUUAUCAUAUCAAUGUAAUGAUGGCUAUGUACUUGUUGGCCGUGGUAAUCUUGUUUGUGAUCCGGAUGGCCUUUGGAAUGGUCCACCACCACGUUGUGAACCGGUAUUGUGUCCUGAUCCACCAAUGAUAACCAAUGGUUUCGGUACAUUGGUUUCGAAUUCAACACGUUUUGAUUCGAUUGUUGAAUAUCAAUGUGAUCCUGGUUUCGAAUUGGUUGGUGAUAAAUUAAUUCAAUGUAAUCGUGCCGGUUAUUGGGAAGGACAACCCGGUUAUUGUAUUGAAAUUCGAUCUGCACCACCAAGUAAAGCGACUACGAUAGCAUCAACCAGUACAACUACUACGACGACAACCACGACAUCAACAACAACAACACCCUCCAUCAUUCCUACGAAUCCACCUACGACCGGAUAUCCAACAACAUUUUUCGAUUCAAAUCCUAUUCGUGCUAGUUAUCCUGGCCAGAAUUUACCGGUUAAACCACCACAAAUAGCAUUAUUACCCGUGGUCAAUAAUAAUCAACAACAACAACAACAACAUUCAAAUAAUAACAAUGGACAUUCGAAUAUUUAUACAAAUACAAAUAAUCCAUAUAAUUCAAGAACACCCGAACAAUCCUUACCACCGAUGACGACACCAUCAAUACCGAUUUCAUCACAUCAUCAUCAUACUACAUCUUCACCUAUAUCGAUUGCUAGUUCACCAUCAUCCACAACUACUACUGGUUCAACUAUCGACAGCAAUAAUAGCCGUAAUAAACACAUUCAUCAUCAACAACAUCAUACAUCCAUUCAUCAACGUCCGAAUACACAGAAACCAUCAAUGACACAUAAUCGAAUUGCGGAUAAUGAAAUUCCUGAUGGACCUUUGAAUCCAACUAAAAAUUUUCUCGGUAAACCAUCCAAGAUUGCUGCAGCACGAUUGAAUAUGGGCGGUAUCAUUGCACUAGGCAUAUUUGGUGGAUUUGUCUUUUUAGCCGCUGUCAUCACAAUCAUUGUAAUCAUCGUUAGACGAUUCAAACAUUCACAUAGCUCGCUUGAUGCACAAACAAUAUCGACAUUUGAUUCAAGUAAUGGUGAUAAUCCUGGUUUCUAUCAUAAAUAUGCAUCAGCAUGGUCACAGUUACAAAGUUCAGCUGUAUUACAUUCCGGUUCAUAUAAACCGGCUAAUAUGGCUAGCCGAUUAGCCGGUGUUGGUGGUGGUGUUGAUGUUCCAUAUGAACAUCAUCAUGGCUAUCUACAUGGUGGUGGUGGUGGUGUUGGACCACGACAACGAUCACCAAAUGGUGGUGGAUCGAUUAAUGAAGCAUUCCGUGAUGUUGGUCCUGAUUCCGAUAUGUACACUCGAAGUGCUGAUCGUCGUAAUAAUAACCUUAAUGGAAGUGGUGGAUGUGGUGGUGGUGGUGGUCCAAAACGAAACGGCAAUGAACAUGAUUGGCAUAGAGGAAAAUAUUGAUUUUAACCAAAUUAUUGCAUCCAAUGAAGAAUCUGAAAAAUCUACACCAUUUUGCUUCAUACCUCCUUUACUCCUUUCUUUCUUAGCAUUUUUUUCUCCGUUUUGUAUACUGUGCACCCGGAUAUAUAUGAUGCUGUAGUGCCCAAUUUUUUAUUACCCAUUUUUUUAUAACAUGAGAUUUAUCGCAUCUUAUUCACAUCCCCCACACCCACAUCAACAUAAUUGCUACAAUCACCAAUCAAAAUACAUUAUAAUAUUUUGUUUUAUUUUAUUAUUUAUAUAUAUUAUAAAUAUUUGGUAAUUUUAAGUAAAAUCAAAUGGCAUUAAAAUAUCCGUCGUUUGGUUAAUGA
Messenger RNA from Dermatophagoides farinae (American house dust mite), 3198 nucleotides. RefSeq lists its product as uncharacterized. The record is from RefSeq and is a predicted model, not a curated record. Lineage: Eukaryota; Metazoa; Arthropoda; Arachnida; Sarcoptiformes; Pyroglyphidae.